AUGUCCCAAGAUCAAGAUAUCUUUUACGACGUCGAGCGGGAUAUCAUUGCACCCUUCCGAAGUCCUGGGCUCGAGGCCGUCAAGCCGGUGUACGGUCCCCGAGAAAGCCCUGCUCCUCUUAUACCCGUCGAGGAUUCAACCUCAGACGACUCAGAGGCGGAGGACACGGACGCGGGACAACGGCGGGAGAAAUCUCUAGCACGAAAGGGUCGAACCAACCACACCUUUGCCGAUAGCGUACUGAUUCUUUCCAUAGAUCCUAAUGAACGAAUACUUGCCAGCCAGGCACGGCAAGAGGCGUUGAACUCGAGGAGUCCAUCAGAAGAGGCGGAGGCGGAGGAUGAGGACGGCGACGAAGACGACAACGAAGGCCAAGGUGGCUGGAGACAGAGGAGGAGGCCCGAGGUGUUUAUUCGGAAUGGAGUUGGGCCUAUGCCGGUGCCGCAGCCGGCCCUGCUCGCCCAUCCUCCUGGGCUUGACGACGACGUCGACGACUUUCCCAUGAUUGACAAUCCAGCCACUGUGGCUGAAGGGCAACCGGUGCGGCCGUCUCCGAGAUCUGGGCACGGGCACGCCCUCCAAAGGUCCGAAGGGCAUACUCAACCCUCCCAUGCUGAACCCCAGCAAGCAGAUCUGGCAAGAAAGCAGUUCAACACAAUCCCACCCCCGAGGACUCGCCCGCUGUUUCCCAAUCUGCGGCUGAAUCUUGCUCCGAAUAUCUGUGACGCCGAUCAAGAUGACGACUCGAUCCUCCGGUCACCGAUUCUGGGAAAAUAUGCGAUAUCGCCUCGUGAUGCUCAUCCAGAUUUCACCUUACCGGCCAUGCAACAUAUGUCCCCUCCACGAUCCUCGCCUGCGGGUAUAUCAGAUUAUAGGAUGACGCUUCCGUCUCUGAAGAUCGCCAUUGGCGAUGUCCCGGACCCCAGCCCGGGGGCGUUUGCCUGCCCGUCUCCGAGCGUGGGUCGGGCUUUAUCGGGCCAGAUUGCAUCUUAUGCAUCUCCGGCCUCCUACUCCGCAUAUUCUGCCAUGUCACCUCCAGAUCCGCGGUCUCACAGUCAGUGGCGCACAACGACCGGAUAUUCCACCGCGUCAACGUACUCCGACUACACGUCAUCAACGUCCGUCUCUGUCGGGACGCCAGCCUCGUCAAUCAUCACGCCGUCCCCGGCGGCCUCGGGUCCUUGUUCGCUGACUCCUCUUCCUGAGCACGAUCAAGAAGAACAAGAGGAGGACAGCAGAACGCAGCACGUGCCGACCAACGAGGCUGAUUUGGCAUUUCAGGGUGAAGUUCGAUUCUUACCUCAGCAGCCUCAGCCUAAAGCUCAUUCCAACGCUCGACCCCAACCUGGAAACCGCUCGAAACCUCAGUUUCAACGUCCCAGUCGACCGAAACCUCCGCCCAAACCCGUUGCUCGCUCAAAGCCUCAACCCCCGCCUCGCCCUCCCACGAAGCCUGAGUCGCAACCCCAACCUCCGCUUCAACCUCAUACUCAGGCCGAUGCCGAAUCUCAGGCUGAGUCCGAGGUCGAAUCUGAACUCUCCGAACUCACCGAACUUGAGUCUGAUUUUGACUCGGAGCAUGAGGCUGAGUCCGCCCCACCAUCUAAAUCACACCCCAGACGUCCAUCCGUGUCUCAAUCCAAAUCUCAACCCGAACUGGCCCCCAAUCCCCCGGCAGGCCAUCGCUUCUCCCUAGGUCCCUACAAGUGCACCUACGAGGGAUGUAAUGCGCCACCCUUUUCGACCCAGUACCUGUUAAACAGUCACAUGAACGUCCACUCUAACAUGCGAACUCAUUUCUGCCCCGUCAAAGAUUGUCCUCGAGGGUAUGGUGGCCUGGGGUUCAAGAGGAAGAAUGAGAUGAUUAGGUGA
This is a messenger RNA of Fonsecaea erecta, 1872 nucleotides long. RefSeq lists its product as hypothetical. The coding region runs from base 1 to 1872 and encodes 623 amino acids. NCBI's taxonomy places the organism in Eukaryota, Fungi, Ascomycota, Eurotiomycetes, Chaetothyriales, Herpotrichiellaceae. The transcript has a single exon. The record is from RefSeq and is a predicted model, not a curated record.